CCUUUUUCUUUCGACCAUGGCGGUUAUAUCAUCUUUUCGUCCGGCUAGUAGAGCUAGUAGCAAGUAGUUCGCCAACGGUAGUACUGGUACAGCACUGGCAGUGAUGUGAUUCUCUGCCGUGGUCGUAGUGACAAUUUCCAGAAGAUGUUGGCGCAUUGGAAUCCCACUGGCAUUGCGCUCGUUUCGUUGUGGCUUCUCAUCAUAACCACAAGUACGGCAUUCUCCUCUCUGGACGAUGGUCGUCCUGUCGCCAUAAUCACAGGUGGAACUCGUGGAAUUGGUUCGGGCAUUGCCUCUGCUUUGGCGGAUGAUGGAUUUGACUUGUUGCUCACAUACAAUAGCAACGUACAAGCUGCGCAAGACUUUGUCAAGACACUGCAAGACAAGCAUCCUUCGAUUCACUGUGAAUUGGUCGGUGGGGAUUUGUCCAAGGAGGAAACACGGCAUGCCAUUUUUGAUUGUUUCGAUACCAAGUUUGAUGGAAACAGUCAUCAUCUACAAGUUGUAGUCCACAAUGCCGGUCAGUAUUUGGGCGUGACAUCCACCAACGAAGCCGGUCUCGAUGCACAAUCCACAAGUUUUGGCGACAAUUCCAUUCUGGAUGAGAACGGCAUACCCAAUCUACAAGCCAUGAAAUUCUAUCAACGGCUCUACGGAGAUGCUUGGAUUGAUCUCUGCGAACGAGGCAUUGCUCGCAUGAAUAGUGCUAAUGGAGGCUCUUUGAUUGGUAUUUCCAGUCCAUCCGUCAAUUCCAUGUACCGACCCGAUCCCACAUACUCGUUGCCCGGUUCGGGCAAGUGCAUCAUGGAGUACUCCAAUCGAAUAUUGGCCCUCAAGGGCGCCGCCAUGAAUAUCAAUUGCAACGUCAUUAUACCCGGAGUUACCCUUACCGAUUCUUAGAACUAUUCUGCCCGCCAAUACGGAGCCAAGUCGGCAGAAGAAAUCAUUGAUCGAGCCGUUUCCAGCAGAGUGCCCAUGAAACGACCUCUGGAAGUGCGGGGGAUUGGAGACGUUGUCUCCUUUCUGUGCAGUCCGCAGGGCCGUUACAUUACGGGAGUGGCACUUCCAGUCGAUGGGGGGAUGCACCUGCGAUAGUAUAGUUACAUCAUUGCUACAAGUAAUAGAACCGCUGUAUGCUACUACCGGUACCGGUACUGAUCUUUAUGAGCUUCUGUAUGUCUGAUACAGACUGAGAUUGUAUUCAGAACAGCUACCCCGCCACAGUUGAG
Seminavis robusta is the source of this 1229-nucleotide messenger RNA. NCBI's taxonomy places the organism in Eukaryota, Bacillariophyta, Bacillariophyceae, Naviculales, Naviculaceae. The record is from the annotation of a GenBank genome assembly.